AUGAAUGCACUCAUGGAAAUGUUUGGUGACCUCAACUUCACUGUCCUGGGAUUCUCCUGCAAUCAGUUUGGCCUUCAGGCACCUGAGGUAAAUCAUGAAACACUCAACCUUCUCAAGUAUGUAAGGCCAGGUGGGGGGUUUGUCCCCAAGUUCCCUGUGUUUGGCAAGAUCGAGGUCAAUGGGUUGAACGAAGAACCUCUUUUCGCCUAUCUCAAGGAGUCUUUGCCCUAUGUGAACCCUGUCAUAGGAGAUAUAAAGAGGCUCUACUGGUCACCCAUCAAAGUCAAUGACAUUCGCUGGAACUUUGAGAAGUUUCUAAUCGAUUCUGAUGGGGCGCCUUUCAGGCGUUAUGAACUUCAUGGCCCUACUGAGAACGUGGAGAAAGACAUCGCAGGCCUACUAUAA
Messenger RNA from Salvelinus namaycush (lake trout), 405 nucleotides. RefSeq names its product glutathione peroxidase 6-like. Gene Ontology annotation, molecular function: glutathione peroxidase activity. Gene Ontology annotation, biological process: response to oxidative stress. The record is from RefSeq and is a predicted model, not a curated record. The coding region runs from base 1 to 405 and encodes 134 amino acids. NCBI's taxonomy places the organism in Eukaryota, Metazoa, Chordata, Actinopteri, Salmoniformes, Salmonidae. The transcript is spliced from 4 exons.